GUUAGAUUCAUGUUUUGCUCACAAUGACCUGCUCAGACCCGCAGACGAGGAUUGCAGAUCCGAGUUCGCUGGAUGAACUCACUCUCGCUGCAAUCGAUGCCCUGUGCUCCUUGCCCCCCAACAGCAAAGCAAAUUUCCUCUUGGAUACUUCUAUUGCCCUUAUCGGCGCCGGACACUAUGGCCCAAAGGUCGAAAACUAUCUAGACGUCUAUCUUCGCACUCCUCGUCUACCCCACCAUGACGCCGCAAGAGCCCUCAUCGCAAGGGGCAACGCACGCAGAGCUGCUGGUCAGUGUCUACUCGGCAAGUCUCACCAAGACUAUCAAUCCGCUUCCCUUCUCGAUCCCUCAAAUCGCGAACUGCAGUCAGUUGUACGCAGAGAUAAACUCAUUCACUUUUCAAACGACGUCGCUUCUCGUCGUGCCCCACCAGAAAUUUGGGAACGCAUCGCCCGCUACAUCCCUCGCUACCACCUCCGUACCUGGCUCUUCGUUUCUUCGUUUCUUCGGGAUAUCGCCACCCGGCUUAUAUUUCGCACCUUGGAUUUAUACUUUGGCGAAGAUCUAGAAGGUUUACAUAGAGGCCUCGACAUUCUUGAUCGUGUAAGAAGUGACCCUGUAUUUGCCAAUCGCGUCAAGGUUCUGAGGAUACAUUGGUCUUAUGAGGAAGGGGAGCCUUUGGAAUUGGUCUCUCGCAUGUUCCGUGCUGCAUUGCCGGAGUUCAAGGCCCUCCGCGAGUUCGAGUGGAUAGGCUACCCAGAAAUGCGAGCAGACAUGGUCUCAUCGUUGCUUGCCAGCCAUCCACAUAUCCGUUGUCUAGGCUUGAUGGGAUGGCACUUCGAUGCCGAAGGCGUUUCUGCCUUUCGCAACUUGUACAAAUUCACUCUUCGCGCCGAGGACGACGACGGUUUUGCCGACAUUGGUGAAGUACGAACAGUCUUAGACAGGAAUGAUGGUCUACGCCAUCUCUGCCUCGGGGCAUACCUCAAACGCGAUCACUCUUGGGAUAAUGCGUUCCAGUCGUCAACUAUCAAAAACCUCACCCAACUAGACCUCGUGGACACACGAAUAUCGUCCGUCGUCCUAGCACGCAUUGCCCACGCACACAAUCUCCGGGGUCUAACUCUCCACGGGACGUUUGAACAGACGAGCUCGGCGUCUGUGAUGUUUAGUAGUGAUCACAUAAUCGACGAAAAGCAUACGUUCUUGCCGUAUCUGGAAAAUUUCCGGCUGGUUCUCGUGGACCACGACGAUGACUACGAACUAUUUGAAGCUGUGGUACACUUCUUGCGCCGCAGAAAGAGGAUAAGGAAGUUGGACCUUGGAUGUUGUCCGUGGAGGUUUGUUAUGGAUGUGUUGCCAGAGCUGACGGGCCUGCGUGUGCUACGAGUACAGUUUUCGGAGUUAAAUCAGGAUAAUGUUAGAUUACUUGCGAAAGCUAUCCCAAAACAGAUGGUAGCCAUACACAUAACCGCGCAUCGCUCUGCAAAACCCAUCAACGAGUUCACAUCAUUCUUCAGCAUCUUCCCUUCUCUGUCUUUCCUCCACCUUCGCGAUCUCUCUAUACGUCGACCACAACCAAAUCUCCUAUCCGAAAAAGAUUUCCGUGUCCAAACUGACAUCUGGAUAUCAAGUGCACAAAGCGUGGCCGUUGCCGCACCCUCGCUCGACUUCAUGGGCUGGCACGGAGAGCAUUACGUCAUCGCCAGAAGCUGUUCGACCAUCGGGUGUCCUGUCGUCGAUCUGCGAGAGUUGCCAGCGCGGAGAAGGUUGGACUGCGGGAAAGGUGUAGAUCUGGGAAGCGAAGAUGCGGCAUGGUUGGAGAGGAAGGACGUUCCGAUGGACUAUGAGAUGACAGAGAUGGUAGGAUCAGAUGUGUAAGAAAAUGCGUCUGAGUCAUUGUGAGGGCUUUGCAAGGGUUUUGCACUGGCGUCAGUCGCGAAAAAAAAAUUCGAAAGAGCACAACAGAAGAGUGGCUUUUUGUCAGGAGUCUGGUAGGGGCCAUUGGUGAUGGUGCAGACCAGCCUCAGCUUCACGCCAGUUCGGUAAGUAAUUGUACAACAUUGACAUUCAUUAAUCCCAACCUUGCUUCUCGGAGCAAUUAUGCUACCGCUGAAGUCAUGGCGUUGAUAUUGUGUAAAAUCCAGGGCACAUUGUUGACUGUAUAGUACGUAUGUAUUUGAGCAAAAGAAUUUUUUACCCAA
Molecule: messenger RNA, 2203 nt
Organism: Serpula lacrymans var. lacrymans S7.9
Lineage: Eukaryota; Fungi; Basidiomycota; Agaricomycetes; Boletales; Serpulaceae
Exons: 7
Coding region: 24-1880 (618 amino acids)
Source: RefSeq, a predicted model, not a curated record